AUGCCAUUAGCCCAGAGGUUCCUCGCAGUCAAGUCGUGGAGACGAUUGCCGUUCAUUGUAUGGGUGGUGUUCGCCAUAUUCACCGAUUCGUCAAUCUUCGUAUUCGCAACAGCCGUUGUGACGUACGGAGUCGGGGUCAACUCGGGCUUCGACGUCUGUUCGGCGGCGAAUCUGCUCUGUUUGGUCUGUUAUCUGACAACCAAGUUUAUCAUCCAAGCGAGAACAAAGCGACGUCUACAAUCGAAGCUCUACAUAUUCAACUCGUUCGGGAUGCUGUCUAUCUAUGUCAUUGUGUGCAUCCUGAACUUCGUCUACCGCAUCACGAUUAUGGACAACGGACACUGCAUCAUUGGCAUGCAGAAGAAGGCCAUGAUACCCUUGAUCUCGUUCGAUCUCGUGGUUUAUUUGACGGUAUCGUUCCUGCUCCCGUUACAAGGGCUCUACUCGUUCGGGCUCCAUACAAGCAGGCCGCCCAAUAUCAAACUGUGCACAAUGGCUGUGCGAACUAAUCUCGCCGUUCUACUUACGCUGAAUGGGCAGCCAGGCUGGGUGUGCCUCAUCAGCUGCAAUGCCGAUAUCCUAUUCUCUGCCAUAGUCAUCCAGUGGGUAACCUCGCUAGACAACGCCGGCACCGCAUCCGGCGCGCCGGAACCGUCGGUCGAAACACGGGAACGCACGCUGGACCGUCUCAGCGCCAGUCGCUUCUCGUUCCCGACGCCUCUGCGGCCCACAAGCCUCAUCCAUUGCAGCCGCGCGUUCAGCAGCAAAGCCGAGGAUCGGACGAGCGCCAAUUACGGCCUCCAAGAGGUCGACAUAGCGACGAUCCACUUCCGCGGCCCAGCCUCUUACGGCGAGGGUCCGCGGGUAGCCUCUGGGAGCAGCAACAGUCGCGAUAACGUGAUUGAGGAAGACGACGAAGACGACGACGACGACGAGAUGUUCAGAUCCAGAUCCUGGGCUGUGUCCCGGUCCCCGCAUACCACCAUAUCGUCCCUCAACGGCGGAGGCGGCAGCGGAGGCGGCACUGAUGACGGCACGGACCUCGAGAAGGGGGUUGGGUGCGGGGGCGGCGGAGCCUUCCGGGAUACGAGCAGGUUGGCGGGUGAGAAAGCGAGCAAGGACGAGGGCGAGAGCGAGCAAGCGGAUGAUAGGGGACAGGGACGGGGACGCGAGGAGGCGCCGACGCAAGCAGAUUACGCCGCCGUGGCCGUGGCGGCCGACCUGGAGUGCAUCCGGUGA
Anthostomella pinea is the source of this 1239-nucleotide messenger RNA. The record is from the annotation of a GenBank genome assembly. NCBI's taxonomy places the organism in Eukaryota, Fungi, Ascomycota, Sordariomycetes, Xylariales, Xylariaceae.